AUGGCGGAGAGUCGCGUGUCGCCCAAGUCCUACGGCACAGUCCUCGUCAUUGGAGGCUGCGGAUUCCUGGGUUCGCGCGUUGUCGACCAGCUUCUCAACUUCCCGUCCGAGCAGCAGGGCCAGAAUGAAUCGCCCGGAGGUUCAAGUUUAGGCAGAGAGACUCAGAAGCACAGCUACGAGCUGCACAACCCUGCCACCUCCGACAUCACCUCAGUUACAUUCCCUAGCUUGCGUUCACGAUAUCCUCCCAUUUCCCCUACCGGCACUCGAGUCCACGCCCUCGACCUGCGCUGUACGCAGAAUCUCUUCUCCGGCUGCACAUACCAUGAAGCGGACAUUACGAAUUCCGAAGCCCUCCUCAACGUUUUCCGCAAGGUCAAGCCCGACGUGGUGAUCAAUACGGCCUCGCCAUCAUGGGAGGCGCCGCCCGAGGUUCUGCGGAAGGUGAACAUUGACGGAACACGGACGCUGCUGGAAGUUGCUGGUGGGAAGCUGGGCGACUGGGGCGGUAAAUGCAAAGUGUUUUCACACACGAGCAGUUCGAGCGUGGUCCAUGAUGGGGAUUCGGACCUGAUCAAUGCCGACGAGCGAUAUCCCUACGUCUGCCCGAACCCGCGCGAAUACUACUCGGAAACCAAAGUCUAUGCCGAAAAACUGGCCUUGGAAGCCAACGACAAGCCGGAGUACGGAAACAUGUUGACCUGCGCCGUGCGCCCUGCCGGCAUCGUGGGUGAAGGUGACAGAGGAGGGUUCAGUGGUGCCAUCUUACGGACCGCAAGCGUCGCGCCCGCAUGGCAAUUGCACAUUCAACUCGGGACCGGGAACAAUCUAUUCGACAAUACCUAUGUGCACAAUGUGGUCUACGGCCUUCUCUGCGCCACGGAUGCCCUGCUCGCCACCAACGCACGCCGCCGGUCCGGCUUGGCCGUGGAGCUCGAUCAUGAACGGGUCGACGGCGAGGCUUUCAACGUGACCAACGAGCAGCCAGCGUAUUUUUGGGACUCGUCGCGCUACCUCUACAGCCGCUACGGUCGGAACAUUGACAUCGACAAGAUCUGGGCCAUACCGACGGGCCUGGCUUACGCCGUGGGCGCCGCCGCCGAGACAUUCAACUGGCUCACCGGCCGCAAGGGAAAGCUCAAUCGGCAAACGGUCAAAUAUGCUUGCAUCCACCGAUUCUAUUCCUGCGACAAAUUGAGGCGCCGGACGGGAUACAAACCCAUCGUUCCUAUCGAUGAAGGCUUCGCCCGCGCGGUCAAAUGGUACAAACUCGACGAAGAACAGUCGCGCCAGACCGAGGGUCAAAAGAAAGUGCAAUAA
Messenger RNA from Exophiala dermatitidis NIH/UT8656, 1320 nucleotides. Its product is annotated as sterol-4alpha-carboxylate 3-dehydrogenase (decarboxylating). Bases 1 to 1320 code for a protein of 439 amino acids. The record is from RefSeq and is a predicted model, not a curated record. Gene Ontology annotation, biological process: steroid biosynthetic process. The transcript has a single exon. NCBI's taxonomy places the organism in Eukaryota, Fungi, Ascomycota, Eurotiomycetes, Chaetothyriales, Herpotrichiellaceae. Gene Ontology annotation, molecular function: 3-beta-hydroxy-Delta5-steroid dehydrogenase (NAD+) activity.